Fundulus heteroclitus (mummichog) is the source of this 2065-nucleotide messenger RNA. RefSeq names its product CDC42 effector protein (Rho GTPase binding) 3 (gene cdc42ep3). The record is from RefSeq and is a predicted model, not a curated record. Lineage: Eukaryota; Metazoa; Chordata; Actinopteri; Cyprinodontiformes; Fundulidae. The transcript has 2 exons. Bases 485 to 1552 code for a protein of 355 amino acids.
GGGGGGAGUGAAACGAGGCGUAGGAGGAGACUAGACUUGCUGCAGAAGGAAAAAGGAGUCGGAGAGCAGUUCCAAAACAGCUGUCCAGCAGACGUCCCGGUCGUCAGAAGUGCAGCCCCCGGAGGCGGAUACAGGAGGCAGGACAGUGUCAACAAGCCACAGGAGCAGCUCUGCAGCACACACACAGACAGAGACACACACACACAGACAGAGACACACACUUCAUCCCGAGAAGAGACGCAUACCUGACGAGGACUUGGAUCUGGCCUGCCAAAAGAGCCGAGAGAAGUGUCCCUUCGCUGGAAAGCACCAGCCGUGACCGGAGAACCACUGCCAGAUCGAUGCGGCAAUCAUCUUUGGACUCCUGCCAGUGGCAUCUGUUUCUGAGAAUGUAACUGAAGCUUCUCUCAACGUUCAGACCUCACAGAACGUUUCCGUCCGCCUUCUCCUGCACGUCCGAACGCGGCCUCCCAAAGAAACAGCCAUGCCAGCAAAAGCACCCAUAUACCUGAAGCCCACCAACAGCAAGAAGGGGAAAAAGUGCCGACUGAGAGACAUUUUGUCCCCCGACAUGAUCAGCCCACCGCUGGGAGACUUUCGCCAUACCAUCCACAUUGGCCGAGGCGGGGAGAGAGACGCCUUCGGAGACAUGUCCUUCCUUCAGGGAAAGUAUGAGCUACUACCCGGAAAGAUGGAAGUCCACCCUCAUUAUGGCAACCAAAGUGAAUAUCUGCGAGCACACAGCACAGGGGACGCUUCCUUUGCAGAGACCCCAUCACCAGUGCUCAAGAACGCAAUCUCACUCCCGACCAUCGGGGGCAGCCAGGCCCUAACCCUUCCGCUCAUACCCGCCACGGUUUUCCCGAUGCAACCGGAUCCACUGGAGGUCUUCAUGAGUCCGUCACCUCCUUUGAAAGCUGAAAAUCCGAAUGAGGUUGAGAUCCUGCAGAUGGACGCCCUGCUGCGGUCCAUGGAGGUCUUCGACGGCGAGCCUUCGUCCCCUUUCAAAGACGUCCAGUCAAAACCCAACGUCCUGCUGGACCUGCUGGAAGGCACACACAAGUCGACCCUGAAGGCGGUCGCCAAGGCCAACAAGUUCAACAAGAGCGAGGGCCUGUUCGACAAGCCGCCGUCGUAUUACAUCGACGGUCGCGCCGACAGCUUGCGUAAAGCCAACGGAAGCUUAGACAGCAACGCCAGCAGCGACAGCUGCGACAGCUUCGACAACAAAGACGACUUCCAGAACAACGUCUGCAACCAAAACAGGAAUCUCAGCAGCAACGGUUUCGGAUACUUCAACAGUGACAUUACCCUCAGCUUUAAGCAGGAGCUCUCCAGGUGCAAUAAGGACUGGGUGGACAGGGACAGUGGCGUGGAGGAGGGCCGCAUCAGCGAUUUUGAGUUUGAGCUUUCCAAGGAGAAGAGCACCUCGCAGGAGUCGCUCGCCCAGAUCACGGGCUCGCUCCUCUCCCUGGAAUUGGAUCUGGGCCCGUCCAUCCUGGACGAUGUGCUCAACAUAAUGGAUAAACCUGCAGCAAAGAGCCGGCCUUGAGCUGCACCGUGGCCCCUCAGAUGAAUAAAGGGAAUUAUUAAAGGGGAGAAAGACUUAUGAGUAAUCAAAAUGGUGUCUGGAUAUAUCAUUGAGAUGAAAAUCAGCUACAGUAGACAAAGCUGCUUAUGUUUUUAUUGUCAAAACUUGUAACUAUUCUAGCUUCUAUGGAGUCUUUAUUUGUUUCCCUUUGUUUUGUUUGCCAUCCCAGCAGCAUGUCCAUGAUGCAUGUGCUUUUUGUGUUACAACUCCAUCACCUCCAUUGUGCCUUUGACCUUCAGCUACCAUAGACGUUUCCCAUGACGAGUCGAUGUCCCCAGGUUGACCUCCAGCGUUUAAACGCCGCUCGGCUCUUCUACUCGUGAUUUUCACACCUUUUUCGACUUUGAGUUUAUUUAAAACGGCACUUCUUGUGUGCAUCACGUGGUUUGUUGGCCAAUUUACUAUCUCACAUAACACUAUGCAUAUUUGUGUUUCUGACAUUGUAACACAAAUAAAUACAUUUUUCCAAUUCCA